This is a messenger RNA of Linum tenue, 1320 nucleotides long. The record is from the annotation of a GenBank genome assembly. Lineage: Eukaryota; Viridiplantae; Streptophyta; Magnoliopsida; Malpighiales; Linaceae.
AUGCAGGCUCUAUCACCACCUCCGUCGUCGUCGUCGCUCAGCUCCUCGAUAGUGGGGACCAGCCGCCGCCGCCGUCCCCCCACCGGCCCACUCGUCGUCCACUGCAUCCACCGCUCCUACGACUCCGUCAACUUCCCCGCAGGCGUCGUCUCCAGCAGAUCUGACUGGCAGAGCUCCUGCGCUAUCCUCUCCAGCAAAGUCGUUGGUCAGGAGCAGCCUCCUGAAAGUAGAUCUGGAGGAGAUAAUGGACCUACUGCUGCUGCGGCUGAUUCCAUUGCCUCCGUCAACGGUCACAAGACUAUUGACCUGGAUUUGGUCCCAAUCGACAAGGCUGCGGCCGACGGCAGCAACAACGGCAACAGGCCGUUGCCGUUGCAGAAGCCGCUGACUAUCACCGACCUGGCUCCAGCUCCGAUGCACGGCUCGCAGCUCCGAGUCGCGUACCAGGGAGUCCCCGGCGCGUACUCCGAGGCGGCGGCAGGUAAGGCUUAUCCUAAAUGUGAGGCGAUUCCGUGCGACCAAUUCGAGGUCGCUUUCCAGGCGGUGGAGCUCUGGAUCGCGGAUCGAGCGGUUCUGCCGGUGGAGAACUCGCUGGGCGGGUCGAUUCACAGGAACUACGACUUGCUCCUCCGCCACCGCCUUCAUAUUGUCGGGGAGGUCCAGCUGCCGGUCCACCACUGCCUGAUGGCGCUGCCGGGGGUGCGGAAGGAGUACAUCACGCGCGUGAUCUCGCACCCGCAGGCGCUGGCCCAAUGCGAGCACACGCUCACCAAGCUGGGGCUGCAGGCGGCGCGUGAGGCCGUGGACGACACGGCGGGGGCGGCGGAGUACAUUGCGGCGAACAAUCUAAGGGAUACGGCGGCGAUCGCGAGCGCACGCGCGGCGGAGCUGUACGGGAUGCAGAUCCUGGCGGACGGGAUCCAGGACGACUGCGGGAACGUGACGCGCUUCGUGAUGCUGGCGCGUGAGCCGAUCAUCCCGAGGACUGACCGGCCGUUCAAGACGAGCAUCGUCUUCGCCCACGACAAAGGGACGAGCGUGCUGUUCAAGGUGCUGUCGGCGUUCGCCUUCCGGAACAUCAACCUGACCAAAAUCGAGUCGCGACCGCACCGGAACCGGCCGAUCCGGCUGGUGGACGACGCCAACGUCGGGACGGCGAAGCACUUCGAGUACCUGUUCUACGUGGAUUUCGAGGCGUCGAUGGCGGAGGUGAGGGCGCAGAACGCGCUGGCGGAGGUGCAGGAGUUCGCGUCCUUCUUGCGGGUGUUGGGUAGCUAUCCGAUGGACAUGACCCCAUGGUCCCCUUCCGGUGGAGAUUAA